Messenger RNA from Paramecium sonneborni, 438 nucleotides. Lineage: Eukaryota; Ciliophora; Oligohymenophorea; Peniculida; Parameciidae. The record is from the annotation of a GenBank genome assembly.
AUGCAAUAAAAUUCACAAGUUUCUUGUCCUUAUAAUUCUCAACAUAUUAUGCCUUCAGAUAGACUUAUUUUUCAUCUUUCAAACGAAUGUAAGGAUAGUAAUAUGUAUAGAAAUGCAUAAAAUAACACUUAACAAAAUUUUCUUAAAAUUUUCAGAGGCUAAGUAAUAUAUAUUUUUUAUCAUAAGUUAUCUGUUUCAUCAAACAACGACUUAUCAUAAAGUAAUAACCUUAUCAAAACAGAUAUGAGUACUUAAAAGGCUGAUUUUUUAUAAGAAAAAUCUAUUUCCAAAAUAUAUCAGGAUAAUUAAAGCUAGAUAUAAAAAUAAAUGGACAAUUAAUUUAUUGAUUAAUUUAAGAAUCUAAAUUUAUGUUAUUAGGAUUAAUAAUUUUAAAAUCAGGAAUUGAAAUUCGAUUAAAAAGAUGUAGAUAUGAUUUGA